GCAGAAUGCAAGAUUGCAUACAGAAGCCGUUAGCAGCAACAUCAGCAGGAGCAGCGGCAGAAGUAGCGCGGUGGAGCCAGGGCAAGGGCGAGUUGGUGGUGGACGUGCCAAACAGUUUAGCUAGUCUAGCUUUAUUUUCAUUUGUGUGUUAGUUAGCAAGCACACUUUUAGUUUAGAGGUGGCACGUCCUGGCGGGAAGAGCGUCUUCGGUGACGUAUUUUCGGCAAGAAACGAGCUAGCUACUUUCUAUUCAUCAAACCAUCGGAUCCACCCUCUCGCCUCCUUUCACCAACACUCUUUCCUUUACUCGCCAUAUUCAACAGACAACCAUGGGUGGAUACUUGACUCCCGAUCCCGCCAUUGAAAAGUGGGUCCGCAUGCGCGAGUCGACCGCGCCUUACUUCCGCUGGAGCGCACGUAAUGUCCGUUCCGUCGCCCUCCUCGGACUCGUGAUCCCUGCCGGAAUCUUGUUCGUUGCUGAAAAAUACGAUCGCCAGUUCCAAUGGGCUGCUAAGGGUCCCUCACCCAAGGCCCCUGCCGAGAAGGAGGAGGAUGCUUAGAUGCUUUUCAGUCAGCAUUUUGUUAUUUCAUCUCUCCGAAACCUUGUUGUUGUCCACCUACCUUCACCUCUCUUCUCUCAUUCGAACAACUUCUUUUCACUUUUCAUCAAGACUCUACCACAGUCUGACGAUGGGACAAUGGGCAUGAUGGGAUACCUACUGAUAGAACAAAUAGUCAUCCAAUUGCUUCGCGAACGCACAUACAAUAAAGCUCCAGCGUCCUUUUGGCAAAUAACGAGC
Molecule: messenger RNA, 800 nt
Organism: Gamsiella multidivaricata
Lineage: Eukaryota; Fungi; Mortierellomycota; Mortierellomycetes; Mortierellales; Mortierellaceae
Exons: 2
Coding region: 330-560 (76 amino acids)
Source: RefSeq, a predicted model, not a curated record